GGGCUUUUUAGUGGACGGGCUCAGUCAGAGGCUGCCCUGGACACACGGUGUCCAAAACUCGGAGCUGUAGCCCGUCCUGCUCCACUCGCACGAGGAAAACAGUUCUGGGAACUACUUUUAACGUGUGUGACCCUGAGCAAGUCACUGCCUGCCUCAGUCCCUGUCAGACGAGCUGGAGAAGGAAAUGGCCGACCAUUCUGUCGUCCCCGAGAAAACCCUAAAUCAGGUCACGAAGAAUCAGACACGGCUGAAGCGGCUGAACAACAACAACCACUUUUAAAAAAAAACCCCAAACUUUUGUUUUUAUAGCUGUUUGUUAUUCAGCCCGGUCUGAUUCUCCGGGACCUCCUGGAUCGCAGCAUUUCAUGCACAGGGUUUUCUUGGCCAAGGCAGCGAAGUGGUCCGCCAUUUCCUUCUCCGCUGGGAACAGAGGUUAAGGGGUCUGCCCAGGAUCCCCCAGCUAGUGUCUGGGGCCGGAUUUAGCUCCUCCUGGCCACGUCCCGCCCUCUGGCCACUGAGCCACUGGUGGUCAUUUCUAUCACGCCUUCGGGACCCCAUUUGGGGUUUCCUGGCAAAGAUAUUGUAGCGAUGGAUCUGCCAUUUCCUUCUCCCACUCAUUUUUACAAAUGAGGAAACUGAGGUACACGAGGUCAAGUGACUUACCCAGGUAAUUGGUACCUGGGGCUGAAUUUGAAUUCAGAUCUUCCUGACACAGCCCAGGACUCUAUCUACUGUGCCAUGUUCCCCCCCCCCCCCACACACACACACAGCCUUCUCUUGUGUCUACAAAGUCCAGCAAAACCAAGGAAUCCACAGUCUCCCAGAGCGAGCGAUAUUCCACGCCGGGAGCGCCCAGCUCUCCAGAGGAGGGAGGGAGGCGGCAGCUUCCGGCAGGAGCACCGGCUUCAGGCCUGCGUCUCACCCAGCAGCGCUAGUGACCGUGACUACGACUUCUCGCCCAAAGGCCCACCUGCCUCUGCACGAAUGUGUCCCGGGGGUCCCCGUCCCGACGAAAUCCCGAGGCGUUCUCAGAAACAUCUUCAUGUUCGCGAGGAGCUCACGCUUCCCAACACUGAAGUCCAUGGCGAUUCCAGCCUGGAGAAGAGACUGCUCCCUGAAGCCCUUCCCCAAGCCCACAUCCGGCACAGGCAGAACCAGGGAGUCGUAGCUUGAGUUCUGCUCCUGCAAUGGGGACGGCAGGACGGCCUGGGUCGGCCACCUCCCCUAACUCCCUUCCCUCUCUCCAUGGCCAGGCCCGUGGCUCAGCCGGCUUCUCUUUGGGCUCUUCCUGUCCUGGGGAGCUCCCGGCCUCCCCCCCAGUGAGAGAGGCCGCCCCCUGAUCCGUGCGCGUUCUCACCUGCUCUCCAGUUCACAUCCUUGUUCAGGAGCCGGUGUCAGCAGACGGACCUUUGACCUGAGCCUUUCUGACCACAGCUGCUCUGCCUCCAAUGCCUCCCGUUCCUGCCACUUUUCCUCAAAUGACGGGUUUUCCCCAGCUCCCUUCUCACCCACGGAACUAAUCCCUGCACAGGCAUUUAGCAAACACCUAUUCCGUGACUAGUGCCAGGGACCGAGAGACACCCAAACUUUCCCUGCGAGGAGCUUAUCAGGGGAAAGGACAGAUACACCCAUCUGUAAAUGGAAAGUAAACAACCCAUUGUUGCCUUUGCUUUUCCAAGAUCAUUACUCUGUUCUGGUGCCAGGUGUACGCUUGCCAAAAAUAAAUUAUUUUAUGGAGAACUCACACAGGGCAAGGGCCCACAGAGGGAUACAAGGAUACUUUUUUUUUUUUGCAUGUUUUUUAAAAAUUUAUUAUAGCUUUUUAUUCACAAGUUAUAUGCAUGGGUAAUUUUACAGCAUUGACAAUUGCCAAACCUUUUGUUCCAAUUUUUCCCCUUCUUCCCCCAUCCCCUCCCCUAGAGGGCAGGAUGACCGAUACAUGUUAAAUAUGUUAAAAUAUAAAUUAAAUACAAAAUAAAUAUACAUGUCUUAACAGUUAUUUUGCUGUAGAAAAACAGUCGGACUUUGAAAUAUUGUACAAUUAGCCUGUGAAGGAAAUCCAAAAUGCCGGCUGGCAAAAGUAGAGGGAUUGGGAAUUCUAUGUAGUGGUUCAUAGUCAUCUCCCAGAGUUCUUUCGCUGGGCGUUUCUGGUUCUCUUCAUUAUUGAACAAAUCUCAUUGCUGGAGAUAGCCAGGUCCAUCAGAAUUGAUCCUCAUAUAGUAUUGUUGAAUUAUAUAAUGGUCUCCUGGUCCUGCUCAUUUCCCUCAGCAUCAGAUCCGUGUAAGUCUCUCCAGGCCUUUCUGAAAUCCUCCUGCUGCACAAGGAUACUCUUGAGGUCUCCCUUAAGAACCUUAGAAUUGAUUUUGGGCCCCGGAGACGCUGGCACAGGACGCCCGGGGCCCACGUAAAGUAAGCGUAGGGUGGCUGGUGAGACUUGGGAGGACGAUGCCCCAGAGCCUGGAAGUGAGGAAGGGGACCACUCAAAGAGGGACAGCCUCUAGCUCCCAAAGGCCCGGAUGGAGAUGUGAGCUGGCCGCCGGGUCUCAGGCCGGGGCGGCGGAACCUCAGCACGCUGGAGAGGGGUGACCUAACCCAUGGAAUAGAUGGGCCAGCCUGGAAGGCUUUAUCUGUCAAACAAAGGAGUUUUUGUCUUUGAUCCCACGGGUGGUAGGGAGCCGGCCCCAGUCCCGUCUGGCCGCAAAGAUGCAGAAACGCGUCUGGUUCGGGUUCCCGCGUGGGGGACAAUGGACCCCGCUCUCGCCCUCCACCCAUCAAAGCCCAAGCGUCCCGUGGCGUCACUGGCCGGGCUGGCCCUUUUUUUUUCCUACUUGGAAGGAGGCUGCGAUGGAGGCCGGGAGGCUGAAGUCCGUUGGGGGGAGGGGGAGGAGGGACAGCGACCAAAUCUGGGCGCACUCCGUACCUCGCAGGGGACUUUCGAUUUCACUUUCACGUCCUCACCGGCUCGGGUCUCACCUCCUCACCUCCGCCCGCGCCAGCCCGGGGGCUGUCAUGCUCCGCUCAGCCCGGCCCGGGAGGCGCCCCCCUCUCUGAUCCUGGCUCCGCCUCUUCCCUCCUUCCUUUCAGUGUAUAUCUCCCCCCCUCCCGCCCCCCAAGCCUGCACUGCCCCAGGCACCUCCCGGGCGGCAGAGACGCAGAGCGAGGAGAGCCGAGGAAGCGCGACAGCAUGGCGGGAAAGGACCUGGAGAAGUGCCAGCAGCAGGCAAAUGAAGUGACUGAAAUCAUGCUGAACAACUUUGAACGAGUUCUGGAGCGGGACGGCAAACUAGCAGAACUGGAGCAGCGAUCCGACCUGCUCCUCGAUAUGAGCUCCACCUUCAACAAGACGGCCAAGGCGCUGGACCAGGAUAGACUCUGGAAGAACAAGCGGUGGCAAGUGAUCCUGGGCCUGGCCGUUGGUGGUUUACUCUUAGUCAUUCUCAUCGUGGUGCUAGCGAUCUUAAAACCCUGGCAAUCCUCUAAGACUCCCUAGAGUGUUCCUAGCAGGACUCUUUCUCUUGGAUGGAGCUUCUGACGGAGAACUCUAUAUCGUGGAUAUUUUCUUGUCUCUCUCUACGUUCUUCUGCUAUAGGGAUUUAACCAAGUAAUUCACUAGUUCUGAGCAUAUACACUGUCUCCACCUUUUAAGGAUCUGAAGAUCACUUCAAUAAAGAGAGCUAAUUCAGUUUCAAUUGAUCAAAAAUGGGCAGAAGCAGCUACACCCAAAGAAAGAACACUGGGAAAUGACUAUAAACUGUCUGCAUUUUUGUUUUUCUUCCCGGAUUAUUUAUACCUUCUGAAUUCAAUUCUCCCUGUGCAACAAGAGAACUGUUCGGUUCUGCACACGUAUAUUAUAUCUAGGAUAUACUGCAACAUAUUUAACAUAUAUAGGACUGCUUGCCAUCUGGGGGAAGGGGUGGAGGGAGGGAGGGGAAAAAUCGGAAUAGAAGUGAAUGCAAGGGAUAAUGUUGUAAAAAAUUACCCUGGCAUGAGUUCUAUCAAUAAAAGUUAUUAAAAAAUAAAAUAAAAUAAAAAAAAUUCUAAAAAAAAAAAGGAAGUAAAAGCUAAAAUAUAAUUUAAUGUAUAAUAUAAAAAAAAAGAUCUGAAGAUCAAAUCAAUAAAUCAGGGGCAUGUCAAGAGUAUUUUUCGUUUCUGCAAAAGCACCAAAGGGAAAAGAGAAGUGAGUGGGCAGAUAUAACCAUGUGUCUCCCAGGGAUGUAAACUGGAAGAGUUCUUCAGAGAGCAGUUUCUGCUGAAGCCAUCAGGUGGCCUUUGAAUAGCCAGCCCUGGUUUCCUUCACACAUGAGCAAAUGUAGACUAGCAGCCUGUCUUCGUGUACAAGAUUUCUUUGCUAAUUUGCUAGCACCUGCCCAGGUGACCUUUGAUUUGUCCUAUGACUGAAAAUGUAAAGAUAAUCAUACAGUGUUGCAUAAAUUCAUCCAAAACACCUCAGGUACCUGCAUCCUAUAAUUCUUCUCUUCUUCCCAAUUUUGCAUGGACAUAACUAUCAAACAAGUCACUUAACCUCUGUCUUCAUUUGUAACCUUCAUCUGGAAAAGGGGAUACUAACAACACCUCCCCAGGAUUUCUGUGAGAGAAAAUAAUAAAUAAGAUAAUAUUUGUAAAGUUCUUAGCAUCUUGCCUACCACGUAAUAGAUGGUUAAUAAACAUUUGCUUCCUUCUCAAAUAACAUACUCUUACAUGCUAAAUUAUAUUGACUGAAUGGAAUAAAAAAUUUUAAUAAUA
This is a messenger RNA of Antechinus flavipes (yellow-footed antechinus), 4743 nucleotides long. It is a transcript of the gene VAMP5, whose product is annotated as vesicle associated membrane protein 5. The coding region runs from base 3185 to 3490 and encodes 101 amino acids. Gene Ontology annotation, cellular component: plasma membrane. Gene Ontology annotation, biological process: Golgi to plasma membrane protein transport. The record is from RefSeq and is a predicted model, not a curated record. NCBI's taxonomy places the organism in Eukaryota, Metazoa, Chordata, Mammalia, Dasyuromorphia, Dasyuridae. The transcript is spliced from 4 exons.